AUGGCUCUACACGUCUUUGAAAAUGACGAAUACAGGCCACCAGUGUGGAAAUCUUAUCUGUACCAGCUCCAGCAGGAGGCGCCACAUCCCCGCCGGGUCACCUGCACCUGUGAGGUGGAGAACAGGCCCAAGUACUAUGGACGAGAGUACCAUGGGAUGAUCUCUAGAGAAGAGGCUGAUCAGUUGCUGAGUGUUGCUGAGGGAAGUUACCUCAUCAGAGAAAGCCAACGGCAACCGGGGACCUACACUUUAGCCUUACGGUUUGGAAACCAGACCAGAAACUUCCGGCUGUAUUAUGACGGGAAGCAUUUUGUGGGGGAGAAGCGGUUUGAGUCCAUUCACGAUCUUGUGACGGACGGCCUGAUCACGCUCUACAUCGAAACCAAAGCGGCCGAGUACAUCGCCAAGAUGACCAUCAACCCCAUCUACGAGCAUGUAGGCUACACCACCCUCAACCGGGAGCCCACGCUGAAGAAGCACCUCCCCGUCAGAGAGGAUGUGCCGGACCGGGGGCCACCGGGGGAGGAGGGCGGACUGGAGGAGAGGCUUACGUCGCUGGUGCGCAGAGCGACCCUCAAAGAGACCGACCGCGCUCCCAAGUACGAGAAAGUGCACAAUUUCAAGGUGCACACAUUCCGAGGACCUCACUGGUGUGAAUACUGUGCCAAUUUUAUGUGGGGACUUAUCGCUCAGGGAGUCAAAUGUGCAGAUUGCGGUUUGAAUGUGCAUAAACAGUGCUCUAAAAUGGUCCCAAACGACUGUAAACCGGACCUGAAGCAUGUGAGGAAGGUGUACAGCUGUGACCUCACCACGCUGGUAAAAGCCCACAACACCAAGAGACCCAUGGUCGUGGACAUGUGUAUACGUGAGAUCGAAUCCCGGGGGCUCAAAUCGGAGGGCCUGUACAGAGUGUCUGGAUUCAGUGAGUUGAUUGAAGACGUGAAGUUGGCCUUCGACAGAGACGGAGAGAAGGCAGACAUCUCGGUGAAUGUCUAUGAGGACAUUAACAUCAUCACUGGGGCCCUAAAGCUCUACUUCAGAGACCUGCCCAUCCCAGUCAUCACAUAUGAUGCCUACCCCAGGUUCAUAGAGGCAGCCAAGCACACAGACCCAGACGAGCGGUUGGAGGCGCUGCAUGAAGCGUUGAAGCUGCUUCCUCCUGCGCACUGUGAGACCCUGAGGUUUUUAAUGGCUCACUUAAAGAGGGUCACACAGAAUGAGAAGGAGAACCUGAUGAACGCGGAGAACCUGGGGAUCGUUUUUGGGCCCACCCUCAUGCGCGCCCCUGACCUGGACGCCAUGACCGCUCUGAACGACAUCCGUUACCAGAGACAGGUGGUGGAGUCACUCAUCAAGAAUGAAGACGUCCUCUUUUAG
Chanos chanos (milkfish) is the source of this 1377-nucleotide messenger RNA. RefSeq names its product chimerin 1 (gene chn1). The record is from RefSeq and is a predicted model, not a curated record. The transcript has 13 exons. NCBI's taxonomy places the organism in Eukaryota, Metazoa, Chordata, Actinopteri, Gonorynchiformes, Chanidae. Bases 1 to 1377 code for a protein of 458 amino acids. Gene Ontology annotation, molecular function: GTPase activator activity. Gene Ontology annotation, biological process: signal transduction; positive regulation of GTPase activity; regulation of small GTPase mediated signal transduction.